AUGGAGCAGAAGGGCAAGGAAAGAUUGCCUCUGGGCAGCAGCAGUGGCGGGCUGGAGAGUCCCACACCCUUCCAGCGCCACCAGCAGCCGGGCCGCUUGCCCUCGUCGGGUCUGAGCUCCCCCACAAUCAACCGCCCCAACAUCUCCUUGUCACCCCCGGACUCUCCUUCAUCAUCUUCAUCUUCAUCUUCCAAGCCGCCCGCGAGCCUAGGCUCUUCGUCGGGAAAUGCUGCAGCAGACGCGAGCGAGGGCGGGCGCCCCGGCUGUGCCGACCUCGAGGAGCGACUGAGCGCGCCCGCCCUGCUCAAGGCCGCUGCCGGCGGCGAGGUCCUCCUCACCUUCCCCAGAGACGACCUCGCCCUCGAGCGCACCCCGCGCGCCCGACGCACCGUCCGCUCGGCCCUUGACUCCUCCGAGGCGGAGGCUCGGGGCGCGCCGAUGUUCGUUGCCGAUGCGCUGGACGUCUUCACGCGUGACUGGACCACAGUGACGCACAACUACAUCGAGUUCGAUGGCCGGACCAAGCCCGUGCCCCUUGCCCUAGGCGACCUCCCACCAGGGGAGUCGACGCGUGAGCAGAGUGACGGUAAAGGCGACGUGGACACCGAUCUCCUCGUUACACCCACGCCGGAGGCCAGGAAGAAGGAGGCCGGCAUCCGGCUUCUAAACAGGCGCGAUUUGUUCGAGACCUACACUCUGGCGCGGCCCGAGAAGUUGGACCCGACCGACAGCCGAACCCAAGUCGCGCCAUUCCCUCAGAAGAGGGGCAUCGAGUUCCUGGUCGAGUGCAAGGAGCUGUCGUUUGCCCUGGGCAAGCUGGAGCCCUUCUUCUGUUCGCUGGUCCUCGUCGAUGUCCAGGCUCGGCAGCGCGUGUCGGAAACGUUUCACUUUGACCUCAACACCGACCCGCUCGCCAAGCUCAUCCCCACCCGACUGGGCGAUGGCGAGAAAGUGGAUCGAGAGACGUGUACGCCGCGCGCGCUGUUCCGCGUGGGCAGCCUGCCGCAGCCCUCGUCGAGCCUCUACCUGGUGCUGCGGAUCGAGCAGGUGGCCCGCGGCGACCCCGACAGCGCGGCCGACCCCUACUUCAAGCACGCCACCAUCAAGCAAAAGGAGCGGGCCAAGUUCAUCAAGGAGCUGGAGGCCAGCUGCGACCGUCUGGGCAAGUACACGCAACCGUUCGCCUGGUCCGCGGUUCAGGUCUUCGACGACAAGGGCAAUUUCGUGCUGCCGCGCGAGGUGGUGAUGCAGAAUCUCACCCGCAUCAAGGACGACCAGAGCGACGACAAACUGUACGACCUCAUCAAGAAGCGCGAGAAGGACACAAAGGCCAAGUUCAUUCCGGGCUACUUUAAGAUGGACGCCACAAUGCUCGAGGACAAGGACCUGGUGGAGCUGCCCGGCCGCAUCGACCCCUCCUACGUGCCUGUCCAACCCGCCGGCUCCGACUUCAUCAAGGAGAUCGCGUGGUUCAACCAGGAGAGGCAGGAACCGUCCCCCGCCAUCGACUACGUCAACCACUUGUACGUGUACAUAGACUCGGUCAACCUCAACAAGUGGAAGGGCAAGGGCGAGUGCAAGAACAUCGGCGUGCGCGUCCAGCUUCGCGAUUCCGACGCCGACCCCCAGGCCUCCGGGCUUCCGGCGAUUUAUGGAGGCAGCAGUCGGGGCAAGCUCGUGUCCCAGUUCGACACGGCGAUCCGGAUCAACGACAAGAAGCCCACCUACUACCAUGAGAUCAAGGUCCGGCUGCCCAGCCAGCUCGGGCCGCAGCACCACCUCUUCUUCAUCUUCUACAACGUCGGCGUCAAGCCCAAGUCGCAGACCGAGUCGGUGUGUGCCUACGCCUAUCUGCCGCUGCUGGAUGAUGAAGGCAGGGUGCUGACCGACGAGCCGAAGCGGCUGCCGGUGUCCAGCGCCGUGGUGGCCUCCUACCGCUCAUCGGCCGUCGAAGAAAGCAUGCAGUGGCUCGACAAUGGCAAGCCGCUGUUCAUCGUUCGAACGAAGCUCGUCUCGACGCUCUACACACAGGAUCAGCACCUCCACGCCUUCUUCAAGCACUACUCCUCCGAACGCAACGACGAGCUCCUUGACAAGGCCAUCAAGGGGAUCAAGCAGGCGUCGGGCCAGGCGCAGGUGCAGUUCUUCCCGGUCCUGCUGAACCAGUUGGCCUACGUCAUGUGCAACAUGUCGCCCGAUGCCGCGCGCGAGGCCUUCCUCGCUAUCCCCGUCCUCCUCAACAGUGUGGAGGUGAUGACGCUGGUGAGCGGUCGGCGUACGCGGAACCCCAACCUGACGUCGUACCUCGAGUACGUGCUCGACCUGCCCAAGAAGACCAAGACGCCCCUCCACGAGGCCCUCUGCAGGCAAUGGCUCCGCCUCAUCAUGCUGCCAGAGGUGGCGCGCUUCGCCUGGUUCCUGUUCGAAGCCAUCGUCAAGUCCAUGCUCUUGACCCUCAAGAAGGCUGGUCUCUUGGGAGACGACAGCCGACGAAAGGAGUACUUCGCGCCCGAGUUCGUGGACGAGCUGGGCAAGCUCGUGCAUCUGAUCAUGCGCGGGAUUCGCAACGGCGAGCCCUGGUGUGCGCUCGUGGCCGCCGACCUCAACACCAGCGUCGGCCUUUUCCUCAAGGACCUCCUCUCCGUCAUGGACCGCGGUGCCGUGCUCGGAAUGGUCGAUGACUACGUGGCCAAGAUUUGUCCGACGAACGACUCGGCGGUGCUGGUCAAGUUCAAGUUCAACAUCCUCAAGAUCGUGUGCGACCACGAGCACUACGUGCCCCUCAACGUGCCCGUAUCGCCCGGCAUCGUGUCUGUUCCCGCCAUCCCAGCCCAGUUCUGGAAAUCGCACUUCCUGGCUGGUCUCGUGAUCCACGAAAUCACUGCAUGCCUCCACCGCGACAAGCUCAUCCGUUCCGAGGCCAUCUCGACGCUCCGGUGGUUGUUGUGGAAGCACGACACCGACAAGCGAUACCAGGAACCCGCGGCCAAGCAGCGCGUCGCUGGAAUCUACUUCCCCUACAUUCUCCUCGUACCGUUGUUGGAGAGGGCCACGAUCCUGCAGGGCAUGAGCGAUGAGGAGAGGCGCGAUUGGUUGGUCUGCUUCAUGUGGAUCGUCAAGAACUGCGAUCACCUGAAGCUCCUGCGCCAGUGGUGGAAGAAGGACACUCUCAAGAAUGUCAAGGCCUUCUUCGUCAUCGAGCCGCAUCUGAAGCGCGAGCUGGGAUUCACGGAAUGUCUGUUCCGGGCGCUCGGGCUGCUGCUCCAGGGCGAGUCCAGCGUGUCGCUGCUCGGCUCGCUGUUCUCGACGCUGCGCUACUUCAUCAACACCUACCCGCAGACCCUCUUCCGCUGGACCAACACCAGCUACUGCGGCGACCUCUGCUUCGAGAUCCUGCGCCACUGCAACCUGCCGCACGCCGUCGUCCGCGCCAAGGCCGCCGCCCUCUUCUACCUCCUCAUCAAGGCACGCAUUCCUUACAUUCAUACCAACUACGCGGAGACAAAGUCGAUUGCGCGCACCCGGCUGCAGUCGACGAUCGCGGUGUCGCGGCUCACCGGUACUGUGAAGGAGUACUCGUUCCUGACCGCGUCGCUGGCCGCCGUCACAACCUACACCAAGCGCGACGCCCGCAACACUCACCUGCAGGGCGAAACCGAGAACUUGUGCAAGAGGCUGCUCGAGGUCAUCAAGCACUCGCUGGACAUGGCCGAGUACGCCUACGAUCGGGAAAUGACGACCGACCUCUACUACCAGGUCUCCCUCGGCUACACCGACUCGCCCGACCUGCGCGUGACGUGGCUCGACAACCUCGGCAACUUCCACCUCGAGCAACGGAACUUCGACGAGGCGGUGCAGUGCAAGAUGCACGCGGCGGCGUUGAUCUGCGAGUUCCUGACGAAGCAAAACGGCAAGACGGAGGGCAUCCCCGCCACCAAUGCCGCGUUUGCCCCCGUGUCGCCCAACAUUCCGCACGAGACUGGCCUGCCCAACAUCUCCAUCGACACCGGCGGCGAGGAGGGCAUGUACAACCCCAAGGUGUUCUCGGAGGCGGGUCUCGUCCGCGUUUUGACCGAGGCCAUCACCAUCGCCAAGAACGCCAAUCUGUACGAGCUGGUGAUCGACGUCUACAAGUUCGUGGUCGACAUCCACCAGAAGGAGCGCGACUACGGCCAGCUGGGCGAGUGCUUCCGCGACCUCAAGGUCGUCUGCGAGGCCCUCGUCAAGUCGAACGCGGAGAAGGCGCGUUUGUUCAGCAACUACUACCGGGUGGCCUUCUUCGGCAAGCAGUGGCGCGACCUCCAGGGCAAGGAGUUCGUCUACCGCGCCAACGACACCGUCCGCCUCAACGACUUCACCACCCGCCUCAAGAGCCAGUUUUCCUCCAAGUUUGGGGACAAGGUGGAGAUACUGGGCAACAUCAGCGUUGACCUGGCCAAGCUCAAGGAGGACGUCUGCUACUUCCAGGUGGUGUCGCUCACCGAGUACUUCGACGCCGUGGACCUCACCAGCCGACCCAACCUGUGGGACCGAAAAUUCAAUCUGGACCAGUUCAUCUUCGAGAGCCCGUUCACGAAGAGCGGCAAGGCCCACGGCGAUCUGGCCGACCAGUGCAAGCGGAAGACCAUUCUGCGCACGGCCAAGGCCUUCCCCUUCGUCAAGAGUCGACUGCCCGUCAUCGAAAAGAAGGAGAUCAUUUUGGAGCCGAUCGAGACGGCGAUUGAGCUCGUGGAAGGCCGCAUCGUCGCGCUGCGUUCGGAGUUGGACACCACGCCCCCCAACACCAAGACGCUGCAGCAAGGAAGCGUGCUGGUCACGGUGAACGCCGGUCCGCUGGCGAUCGCUAAGAUCUUCCUGGGCAAUUACGCGAACUACCCCACCCAGCACAUCGCCAGGUUACAAGAGGUGAUCAUCAGCUUCGUGAAGCUGUGCCAGUUCGCGCUGGUGCUCAACAAGACCCUCAUCCAGCCCGACCAGGAGGAGUUCCAGGUGCAGCUCGAAGCCGGCUACGAAAACUUGAAGAAGGAACUACAGGUCUACAUGCCGGGUCCCAAGGCUGCCGCUCAGUAG
Acanthamoeba castellanii str. Neff is the source of this 5070-nucleotide messenger RNA. RefSeq names its product DOCK family protein. NCBI's taxonomy places the organism in Eukaryota, Discosea, Longamoebia, Acanthamoebidae. The transcript is spliced from 35 exons. The coding region runs from base 1 to 5070 and encodes 1689 amino acids. Gene Ontology annotation, molecular function: guanyl-nucleotide exchange factor activity. Gene Ontology annotation, biological process: small GTPase-mediated signal transduction; positive regulation of GTPase activity. The record is from RefSeq and is a predicted model, not a curated record.